UCGUUCGUCAAGCUCGGAGUGUUUGUUCGUUUGUUUGUCACGCUCAUGCCACUUUCCCGGAUACUUGCUUCGAGCGCUAGUAUCGUCCGGGUUUCUUGACUGUCUGAUAAAAUAUAGCCGCUGGAGCAAGCAGCUUUUAGACUCGCGUCCGAUUAUUACGUCAAAGAUCGGCAAUUGAUUUUGUCCGUACGUACAUACAUCUCGAUGUUUUAAGAUUUCGUAAUUCGUAGGCGACGCCUAUGCAGUACCUGUCUAUAGUCUGCACAGUUCAGCUCAGCUAGCGCCCACUGUUGGAAUUUGUCGCCGUGGAGAGCAGCAGUGUUUACUUUGAUUAUAUCACACACGGGCCCACAAUGCCAUUGUUUUGGCCAUUGACGAUAGUGUGCGCGUAUAAGUGCUUUUGUUUUCACAACGUGUCACACUGACGGCAUAGUGGUGUAGAACGGUGUGGGAACUGAGUCUGCGCGUGUAGGAAACGGAACGAAACGUUGUGCAAGUGGUAGAGAGGGAGAGAACGCGAGCGGGAGUACCUUUUUCGCAAAGGUGCGAAUGGCAGCGUUAAUGAAAGAAAAACAAACGUAGCUAGUAACAACGGUGAGCAGGAAAAUAAAUAAGCAGAAAAGUAAGGUUUUUUUUGGGAUUGGCGAGGGCUGUCAAUCGAAAUGUCACGAAACGAGGAAACGUAAACGAUCUAACCCGUGAUGAUUGUACGCGUCACGAUGACAGUCGCUGGCUGUAACCAACACAAGUCGCGCAAGCUAGUGAGCUGUGUGCACACCGAGCGCUACAACAGUUGCACACGUUUGAGUAUGUAUUGAUUUCUAAUAAACUGCAGGUCACCUGGCGCUAGCUCGAAUAUUGUUUUACAGUCGGCGAAGACGUCGCUAGUGCAACAGAAUUUCGCGCCGCCGAUGUUGAGGUGAAGUUUGUGCCGCAAUCAUGCUGAUGGCGUGGAAUGUGUUUUUUGACCCGGCCUAACAGGUUUCUGAUUGUUUACGGAUUUAGGGGUAAACCAGUGUGAGUUGCGAUAGCUGACGAGACAAUCUCGGUGGUGAGCUAUUAUUGUCUAGAGGCGAAAAAGGGCUGAGGAGCUGAGUGCAGAAGGCGAUUUAAAUUGUGCUGAAAACGCAAGUAGUGUAAUUGGUACGAAAUACGGUGGAAAAGACGAAACGACAAAAGUGAAAGGAAAAUGAUCCUAUGUUGUGAAGCUGAAGAGGAAAAAAGUGCACGCAACCAUUGAUGAAAAAUAACCGAAAAGUGUGUACCGAGUAUGAACCGAGUGAAUCGGUGAACGGGCGAAGCAAACAAAAAUAAAAUAAAAAGUGUUAAAGGUCGGCUUCAACACAGAGGCACAAAUAAAUGAUAAAUUAAGGGGAUCAAAGAGUGCAUUAAUCGUUCGUCGAAAAAUAAAGUUGACGGUCAGUGUGACAGUGAGUUGGUUAGCGCAGUUGAGCCAAAGUCGUGCAUUGAAUUCAAGAAUAUGCUACAAGCAGAUGCAGUUGAAUGGAUAUGGAACAAUAAAAUUUGAAAGGUAAUUUGGCAAAAAAAUCCUCUUCAACCGCUCGCGACGUCGUCAUUGCGCCUGGCCGGGAAGUGGUAUGAUGCGCUAUACCGAAUGGAAAAAAUCAUCUUCCUGAGAAACCAGUUUGGUUUAUUAACAAAAUGGCUAGACAAAGGGGCGGCUGCCGCUCAUUUUCUGUGCCAGUGAUUCCCCAACCGAUCUGCCGUUCCAAUUCAGUAGCUUCCACGACAAACAACGAAACCAUUUGCAGCAUCAGCCGGAUCGCUGCGGUGGCCUUAUUCCCGUUCACCCAAAACAACAACAACAACCACAAUGACAACGACGAUAGUACCUUCCGGGCCUCCGUCGCCCCAAGCACCCGCACCGGUUGUGGUUUUGCGCUCGAAAAUUCCACCCGCGUCGGUUGUUGAUCAUCAGAAUCUCACCCCACCCGUGGUGGGUGGUGUUCGUUUGGCCGAAAACCGCACCAAUUCACCCUCUCUGAAGACUCUGCACAGUGAUUUAAGUGAACUGCUGGUGAAGAAUCUGAGCCUUAAACGGGGUGGUGAUAACUGUACGGAAAAGUGUCCCACCAGUGGGGGAGGCUUGGGUGAAGAUCUGCUGACGGGUAGCAGCUGUGAGCCGUGUGAAAAUAGUGAUUGUGAUAGUUUGAAUCUAAUCCAAAACCGAAAGUCGAAUCGUAACUCGCUGUGCGAUACGUUCAGUUCCGUCAACAAGCUUAUUAAAUUGAAGCGGGUCUCUAGUGAUAGUAGCUGUAUUAGUGGUUACUCAAAAGUGCACUGCGGGGAAUUGCAUAGCAUUAAUCCUCCGCCCCAGGCAAAGUUCAAACGAGUUGAAAUCAGUGUUCAAGAGUUUUCCAACGAAGUUGUUGUUCCACGUAAGAAUAUCAUAGUGAAUCAGUUCGAUCAGAUAGCGCUGGAUGAAGGUGACAGUGUACCUCUGUUGUGUGAUAGAGAGCUAGUGAUCCGGGCUGCUGGCGAGGGUGAAGGUUGGCAGCAGCAGCGGAAUCCGGUGAAGAAAGAAUUUUCCACUGAGGUUGUAAGGCUUGAGAGUUGUGAUAGUGGCUUAGAUAGUAAGGUUCGUCGAAGAAUUCACCACCCGGCAAGGAGUCGGGGUGGCACUACGCUGGAGUCUGUUGAAGAGAAACUCUUCAAACGGAGGAGCCUGCAGUGGCCAGUGGGAUUGGCUGAGUGGAGCGGUACCGUGACGACGACGUCGACGUCAACCAUUCCGGAGGAAGCGGGGGACGGUGUUGGCGAGGAACGGAAGGGACGAACUAAUUUUAGGCAUUCUUGGAACGCCCCCGGGUACGAUUUGUUGUUGGAGGAGGAACGAGGAGCCGAUUCGCGGAAGGACUUUGCAUCGAUAGUGCACAAUCUGGCUGGUCUACGGAGUGCCCUUGCCAAUGGGGGAACCCACGAAUCGGCCUCACUGCUGGAACCCCAAUCACCCCAGAUCAGUGGUUUGAAACCAACGGUUAUAACGGGUGGUGGUGGUGGUGGUGUUGGCCAGAUAGGUCGUCGCACUGCGACUGGUUGCGCACCCACCUCGCCGAUUGUUCCAAUUGCGGAGGGACCUCACCCAGUAUCGCUAGGAGGUGCUGUGCCCCGAAAACGGAGGCUGGAAGCAUUUCUAAAAAGUCUAGUCGGGCGAAGGCCUUCGAAGGAACCUCCACCAACACCACCGGCACCGCCAGCACCUCCUCCUCCUCAUCCUCAAUUAAUCACUGCGACAAAUGUAACUGCACCCCCACUUUUACUAUCGCCAGAGAUUAAAAUCAGCAAGAGUCCUUCCGAACACAAUCUGGUCGAAAUGACGCGAAGCCGACUGAAUAUUUCCACUACUUCGCUGAGUUCCGUUCACCAGAAACUGUGGUCGGUAGUUCCACUGCUAAAAAAGGAUGUCAGCUGUAAUAGUCUCGCACCUCCGAAAACGGUUCCACUGUUGGGUUCGCAACCUGGAGGCUUGCGGAAAUGCGAAACAGUCCUCGCUCUAACCUCCACUACCCAAACGGUGGAGCCCAUCAAAGCGCAAAACCGUUUACGCCACUGCGUUUCGGUAGCCACGUGCUCCCGUUGUUCUAGUCUUUUGUCGCUCGCAGCCGCCGGGUCGCGCUACUCUCUGAACCUUUCCAGCGGAGGAUUCGUGGCGGUGGGUGGCAACAUCGAUGAAUCGUCGACUCAACCGGUCGCGGGAAGCGGAAAACACGUCGGCAGUUUACUCCGACUAACUAAAACCUCUUCCGAGACCUCGUCGUCAACUUCAUCACCCUGCGCUUCCUCAUCGUCACCGUCUGCGUCUCGUGCAUCUUCGGGACCAUCCUCGUCCUCUUCGCCGUCGUCCAGCAGUAGACUUUCCGUUACGUCGAGAGCUGCUAUGCUAGCACCACCCAGUCCUACCAUUGUAACCGGGAACCCGUUUAUGUUUUUACCGCCGGCUGGCAGUGCGCUCAAUCCGACGGUUAAGUUCACCUGUAAGUUGUGCCUCGGAGAGUUCCGGGCGGAGAAUCUCACCAGAAUAUCGCAGUGCGGCUGUUCGUUCUGCACGGAGUGCAUGACGGCGUACAUCGAGUUCGAGAUCUCCGAGGGUGCGUACGAGGUAUCCUGUCCGGAUGCGAUGUGCCCCGCCCAGGGAAUUAUUACCAUCGGUGAAAUUACAUCGCUGGCAUCGUCAUCGCUGGUGGAGAAACACCACCGUUAUCGACUGAAUAGAGAAGUGGAACUGGACAAAUUCCGCACCUGGUGUCCCCGGGCCGGUUGCGAAACAAUAUGCCUGGUUGGCCAGAACCAGUCGCAGCCGAGCAGCAACUCGUCUUCCGAUAGAAUAGUGCAAAUCCAACCAUCCUCAUCGAAUCUUCCGUCGCCGUGUGCCGUGCAUUGUCCUACCUGCCGGGAGGAUUUCUGCUCUGGCUGUAAGAAAGCUUGGCACCCGACAAUGUCCUGUGAGGAGAACACUCGCCGGCUAGCCGCCGACGGUCAGACCGACGCCCUCGGGAUCCCGUUCGACAAUGAUCUCAUCAAGUGCUGUCCAAUGUGCGCCGUUCCAAUCGAAAAGGACGAAGGCUGUGCGCAGAUGAUGUGCAAACGCUGCAAACACGUCUUCUGCUGGUACUGUUUGGCUAGUUUAGAUGACGAUUUCCUGCUACGCCACUACGACAAAGGACCGUGCAAGAACAAGCUGGGUCACUCGCGAGCCUCCGUAGUGUGGCAUCGAGCGCAAGUUAUUGGAAUUUUCGCCGGAUUCGGUAUAUUACUGUUGGUGGCAUCGCCACUCCUACUUCUAGCCGCUCCCUGUAUCGUGUGCUGUAAGUGUAGAAUUUGUAGUGGCGCUGCAAAGCUCGAGGAAGCCGAGGUGGACUACGACGAUGCGGCCGUGACGCUGCGCUGAGGUGAAGUUGUAAGGAUGCAUUUGUUUAGCGCGCGUUUAUGGUUAAAUUUGGGUCCCUGGAUGGGCAAUCCCAGUCGCUGCUUUGUUCGAUAACUUAAAAUAGAAAUAGUUGAAACAUUUAUUUGAAAUAUUACUCUGAUCAAAUUACUUUGGCUUGUUGUCAUUUUAGUAUGUUCAACUAAAGAAUUUAUUCUGGUUAGGUCAUUCUUAGACAGCAAUCUAACGAAAACCAUUCAGUAUGUUCGAUUAAGACUGCAAGGUGCGUAACAGAUUCUACCUCGUGCUUUUCAGUUAGCAAUUUUUCGUUAUUAGAUUACGAUUUGUUUUGGUUUGGCGUUUUGGUCAGGAUUUGUCUGUUUCAACUUACUUUUAGUGCAUUGGUUCUAAUCACGGGACACAUGAAUUGUUCAUACUGAUCCUUCCUGAUCGUAGUUUGAGCAGAUGUCGACUGUAUUAUGAGAUCAGUGUCGUAGCUGUUGAAUCAUAUUCUCCUUGAUUGGUUCAAAUAAUUUAGCAACUCUUAAAUCAAGCAACUCACGGAGCGUUCGAUUAAAUCUAGGGUUCGCAGUACCGACCCAUUUUGGCGAGAACCGGUACUGCGGUACUCCAGCCCCCAGUUCCGGUACUCGAAUAUUUUUUUCAAAUAAUUCGAGAAACGGUUCAAAGUGAAAUUGAUUGCUCAAACUGAUGUCUCAUUGCAGCAGGAGGUAUUUUUCGAAUGCGGCACCUUUUUUAUUUCUGAUCUAGGCCACCUUGAGUUCAAUAAUUGGUAAGCGACUUUCGUCGACUUGAACAUAUGGUAAAUCUAAGAAACCCUAUUAUCAACAGUAAAUCAAAGCGAGAAUGUAAAUACGUGUACGUCGAUCGCAUUUUCUUUCGCCAUUUUCGCUUUGCUGUAAAUUGGUUUCGACUUUUAUACAUACCAAGGCUCCUAAUUUCCUGUAAACUAUGGAGUUUUGCUGAAUUUUUCGAUCACCGAAAAUUACGAAUCGCUCAUAUAAAGCAGUUCACCAAUUCUAAAAUUGUAAGCUACUAAAUCGCUGUUCGUUCUUUUAUAGAUAAAGAUUUAAGGGCAAACCAAAUACAGGCAUGACUUAGGCCACAGUCUUAUUACGCGCCACCCAGUGAAUAAUUGGAACCAAUCAGAAUAUCACUAGUAAAAAAAUCAAAACAAAAUAAUACUCUUAUGCUAGAUGUGAAUACUUUGAAAUUUAGUAGAAGUUGGUUGAAGUUUUUAUUAAUAGUGCAGGAAUUUGAACAUUCAGAACAACGCGAGUCAACAAUAGUUAUCUUCUAGAAUUAUUAUGAUGAUUGUCCCACCUCAUUUCCCCACAAAGGCGUAAGCUGAUUGGUUUAUUUAAAACAUAAUUAAAUAUAAUUAAAAGCCACCUUGCAGACCUAUAUUUUGAAACGGGUCCCGCUAGAAAGUCUACAUAUUUUUCAUAAAAAAAAAUGUAUGGUACCGAAAAUACUGACUUUUUUUCGGUAGCGGUAUUACGGUACCCGGGAUUUUCGGUACCGGAAUUACCGGUACCACAACCCUAUUUAAAUCAAAUAGAGCUUCUGUGGCACCGGCAGCUCUGUACAUGCAGAAAAUGUUCUCAACAUCCGUUAGCCAUACUAAUAAUUCUGUUGGCUUGCCAUCAAAGCUUUGUAAAUCCCGCACAAAAUCCGGUAUUUUUCCUAAUUCUAUAAAUAGUUGCAUUGUCAAUGGUGCAACAACUGGAUUUGGAUUUGCCACUAUUUUUUUUUUAAAUAAAAGUUAAACCGAGAAUUUUUCUUACUUAUUUUGAUGCGGUUUUUUUUUAAUUAUAGUCCUAGGAUAUGAAAAUUGAUGAUUACUGAUCAAAGUGUUGAUACACUAGUUUUACCAGUGUUCUGGAGUUUCUUGGUUUUUCACACGAUUAAUCUAACAUUUGGAAUGGUAAAAAACUAUUAGUACUUACAUAAAGGACCGUGUCCUCGGUUUCUCCGGUAUAAGGUAAUCCGGUCUUCCUUUUGGCGUUCCACCAAGUGUCGGGAGAGAAGAGGCAGAUAUUUCAGGCUGCUCCGUUUUACUCUGCUGUUUCAUCUUCCACUGCGAACCCUAUUAUUGAUCGAAGUAAUUCACGGUAUCCUCGCUUUUCGCUUUGUGUCGGAUUUGACUAGUAUGUGGUUCCUUGGACCACCACUUCACUGUUUACAUUUUUACACUUUUUGCUUGGCUCUAGAGACCAGGUUGUAGGAUUUAUUCAUGAAAUGAUGUGUAUUUAUAUAAAUUGGCCCCAACUUCAGUUCAAUACUACCGACUCUGCAAAUCGCCACGGUGGUGCCAUACAUUGGGUCACACGUUGUCGUCGUUCAACAAAAAUACCUUGCUUGGCGAUUUCUAUGUUUGCCUGUUGACUUGUGGAGCUUUGACUGGCUUUGAGUUGCUUCAUCGCUCUCUGGCGUAUUCGUAAUGUUUGGACUUUAGAGGUUUUCUAUCUCCUGGGUUUUCGGCGUAUAGUUUUAUCAGCUUCUGCAACUUUUGGAUUGCUGAAUUCUACGCUUUAUUCUGUUUCUCAAACUCAGUCAUCAUUUCUGUUUCUGAUUUGAGUUGGAUUAUGAUGAUAUCGGUUUCAUUUGUCAGCCAAUGUGUUUCUUCAUUUCUGUUAUGUAUCGCUUUCGUCUUUAUUUUUCUUUAUUUUCUCCUUUUUUUCACGUCCUAAAAUUGUUUUUCUAUUUUUUUAUCAUUUCGCCCUAAAAUUUGUUUUGGUUUGGUUUUUAAAGAUACCCAUUUCAUUUUUCAUCCUUUCCCAUCUCCUCUCUGCUUUAUCUGGUUCCAAGACUUGCUCUUCUCUUUCCGUCGUCAAAUGUACUUUCUAGAUUUUUCUUAGCGACCUCUGUGUAUUGAGUUUUUUUAAUUUUGACUUUUUUCACUUCGCGUUAUGAUAAUCUAUAUUCCACCCUAAUUUUAUUAGUUUGGGUUCCCAUACUCCAGUUUGAGCUCUGCUGGGUCGGCGUUCUUAAUCUACUUCGGCACAGUUUAUACAUAAAGGGUUGUCAUUAUAUUCUUUGCCGUGAUAAAUUUUGCUACAAUUGAAACAUCUUUUAUCGCCUUGCACAUUUUGCUGAAGUGACCAAAUUGCAGGCAUACAUAGCAUCGCUUGGUCACGAGUAGUACGGUAGAGUAGCAUAACGUACAAGUACGAUUUUCACAUGCUUAGAGUGGUUUUUUUUUUUAUUAUCACGGGUGACAGCUUGUCUAAGGGUUUUUCUACUUCAGUUCUUUUAAUCAUCAUGUACCUUCCUGUAGUUCUAGGUUGACCUAGAAUGGGGAAGUCAAUUCCUCGUCGUGUGCUGGAGGCGGUGAGGUCACCUGCGGAACUUAAUAUACUACCCUUCUGCAGGAGGUUGGUAACCCCGCAUCGUACUAAUUAAAAAUAUGUCUGCUUUACUGAAUUUAAGUAGAUAAAAAAAUAUAAUUUAUUGCAACUAAUCACUUACACGUUAUAACUAAGACUGAAAAAUAAUGUUCCCUUUCGGCCUAUAUAUAACUUCAGCCAGGCGAUGUAACCAGCUGCGCUUUUCAGAACACCUGUUGUUACUGCUUUUCUUAGAGCGCGCAUGUUGUUGUCUCGGCCUGCUUCCAGUCAAUUAGCACAUGUUGUCGUCUGGGAACGAUGCGUGUGAACCAGCUAACUCCUCCCUUCUUAAAUAACUUUGCCAUCAAAGUUUUUAAUGCUUCUUUUUGAUACCGGCAUAUUGAUAUACUGGUUGAGUUCCUUGAAUCUUUCGAUAGACAAAUCUGGAAAUGGUGAAUUUGGAAGAGCCUCGGAAAUGGAGAAAUUCGAUGAAACUUUUGGAGUAGGUAUCUCAAUUGGGACAGAUGGUGAUACAUUGACAUCUACGGUUGUUUUAUUAUAUCUCCAUGAUAGUACACAGUAAUAAUUUUCAUAGAAAUAACCAAUAUUCCAAUGCCAUUUUUUUUUAUUUUUCAUAUCUUCGGUAUACACCGUACAGACGAUUUUUAAAACUAUAUAUUUCUUAUGAGUAACUUAUAUCUAUGCUUGGAAAUCUUACGUGCAUGUCAACAGUCUUUCGAGAGCUCCAGUUGGUAUCAUAUUCAACAGACAAAUAAUGAACAAAUUUAAUAAUACUCUACAACAUAUUGUAAACAUUAACAACAUUAACGACGUUACAAUUCAUUCAAAACAACUCAGCACAAUAAGAAAAACAUUUCACUUGUUGCCUAGAAUUAUAAGCGAGUUGAUUCCCAAUAGGCAGGUUUCCAUGUUGAGUUGCGUAAACUGAUGAAUUCUCGGUGUUUCACUCCCGGAGGCCAAGUAGAAUUUUUCAUUGCUACCGAUUUCCAUUUCUUGCAUACGACGACUUUAAAUGAUGCAAAGUCAAGAGUUUCACAGUUCUUCCAUUUGGGUACUAACUUUUUAACUUCCACCUCAUCGGCCUCAGUAAGGCUUAGCGAUUCAGAUACCAUACAGCUAACAUCACUUUCAGUUGCACACCCGUCAAUGUUCGUAAGGAAUAGAGCGAACUUUUUUCCUUCCUGCAGCGAGUCGGUCAGAUCUGGAACAACCGAUCGGUGAAUACUGCUUAUAUUCGAUUCCAUUGCUUUCCGCGUAGUCGAAACUGGCGUAGAGUUACGUUCAGCAUGAGAGUUUGGUUGUUCGUUCAACGAGAGAGCGUAUAUUAGGGUAAUUUUAUCGUUCAUGCAUUUUAUUUGCUCCUCCAUCUGCUUCGGUAGACUGGAAGGCUCAACCAAAUACCGCGUCUUGUGGAAAAAACACAGACAUUCGUCACAAAGCCAUAUUAAAUUCUUGCUGAGGCUGUAAAUAUUCAUUUCACCAAGUCCAACACACUGGGCGUGAAAACCUUGCUUACAUCGGCCCUCACACAUCGCGUACAGUUCACCACCAACAAUAGGUAAAGAACACUUUUGGCAACUCAUCGCAAUACGUAUUCGUUGGUAUACAACAACACAAAGCCGGCCAGUAAUGUGUGAUAGAUGCAGUCUGUUUUCAGUUCACUUUUGAAUUAUAAUUGCGGACGUUUUCACUAGGAUCAUUCCAAGCUAACUGGUGCCUUGUAUGAUCCGGAUAUCAGCAACUAAAUAUUUCGCGGGUCCGAAAACAACAAAGUAGUUUAUCACCUCAUAAAAGCCAAAAAAAUUCAGAGCGUCGAUGUACUUCCCGAAACAACAACAGAUUAUGAUCCUUUUAUGUUAAGUUUCCAUUUGAAGUAAUCAUUUUGUAAAUAGACAUGUUAUAGUAUCUUUCUGUGCUUCAAUGUCAAGUUUCCCAAAAAUUCUGGUGGUGGUAUAUCCACUAAAUUUGUUUAGAAGACAGUUAAUCCAGUAGUUGGUCUGAAUGAUUUACUACUAACUUCCAUUACCAAAUUGGUAUAGCGACUGUUAUCUAAUUCUAGUUCACAUUUUUCGAACUGAACUGAAUAAUUGGAUCUAACCAGACCAGCACUUGUUUUUUAAUUUUGGACAACUGAAUCAAUAUAUUCGUAAUCGUAUGUCUGCUCAUAUAGUUGGGGGAUUUUACUCAUAUAUAUAACAUGAGUUGAGUUCAUUGAAACCUGAGCAUUUGAUUUUGAUAAUAAUUGCUCGAACGAAUUUACAGUAAUUUUAUGUUCUUCCAAACAUUUUCUGAUCUAUUCAAAAUCCUUAGUAUUUAAAAUUCUGCUGCUUGGUAUUCCAUGUUUAGCUAAUAAGAUAGCAUCUUCAAUCAUCUCAAUAUAACGUUGAACGGUAUCGAUGUUUAAUAUGGCAG
Molecule: messenger RNA, 10668 nt
Organism: Topomyia yanbarensis
Lineage: Eukaryota; Metazoa; Arthropoda; Insecta; Diptera; Culicidae
Exons: 10
Coding region: 1835-4909 (1024 amino acids)
Biological process (GO): ubiquitin-dependent protein catabolic process; protein polyubiquitination; positive regulation of proteasomal ubiquitin-dependent protein catabolic process
Cellular component (GO): cytoplasm; ubiquitin ligase complex
Molecular function (GO): ubiquitin conjugating enzyme binding; zinc ion binding; ubiquitin protein ligase activity
Source: RefSeq, a predicted model, not a curated record